Chrysochloris asiatica (Cape golden mole) is the source of this 993-nucleotide messenger RNA. It is a transcript of the gene B3GALT6, whose product is annotated as UDP-Gal:betaGal beta 1,3-galactosyltransferase polypeptide 6. The transcript has a single exon. Lineage: Eukaryota; Metazoa; Chordata; Mammalia; Afrosoricida; Chrysochloridae. Gene Ontology annotation, biological process: glycosaminoglycan biosynthetic process. The record is from RefSeq and is a predicted model, not a curated record. Gene Ontology annotation, cellular component: membrane. Bases 1 to 993 code for a protein of 330 amino acids. Gene Ontology annotation, molecular function: UDP-galactosyltransferase activity.
AUGAAGCUGCUGCGCCGAGCGUGGCGGCACCGGACAGCGUUGGGCCUGGGUGGCUUAGCGCUCUGCGGCGCCACUCUGCUCUACCUGGCACGCUGCACGGACGAAGGCCCGCGGUCGGGUCGCCCCCAACCGCGUGCGGGGCCCGUCGCCCGCGCUGCCUCUUCAGCCCUCCUGGCAGUGCUGGUGGCUAGUGCGCCCCGGGCGGCCGAACGGCGCAGCAUCGUUCGCAGCACGUGGUUGUCGACUCCGAGGCGCGGCGGACCGAGCGACGUGUGGGCACGCUUUGCCGUGGGAACGGCCGGCCUGGGUGCCGAUGAGCUGCGUGCUCUGGAACGUGAGCAGGUACGGCAUGGUGAUCUCCUGCUAUUGCCUACGCUGCACGACUCCUACGAAAACCUGACUGUCAAGGUGCUGGCCAUGCUGACCUGGCUUGACGAGCACGUGGAUUUUGAGUUCGUGCUCAAGGCGGAUGACGACUCAUACGCACGCCUGGACCUAAUAGUGGCGGAGCUGCGGGCACGAGACCCAUCACGCCGCCGCCGCCUCUAUUGGGGCUUCUUCAACGGCCGUGGCCGAGUCAAGCCUGGCGGCCGGUGGCGUGAGAGCUCCUGGCAACUUUGCGACUAUUACCUGCCCUACGCACUGGGCGGUGGCUACGUGCUCUCAGCCGACCUGGUGCACUAUCUGCGGCUCAGCCGGGAGUACCUGCGCGCCUGGCACAGCGAGGACGUGUCACUGGGCACCUGGCUGGCUCCUGUGGAUGUGCAGCGUGAGCACGACCCUCGUUUUGACACCGAAUACAAGUCCCGUGGCUGCAGCAACCAGUAUUUGGUGACGCACAAGCAGAGCCUGGAGGACAUGCUGGAGAAGCACCAGACGCUAAUGCGUGAGGGCCGCCUGUGCAAGGAAGAAGUGCGACUGCGCCUUUCCUACAUCUACGAUUGGUCGGCGCCGCCGUCACAGUGCUGCCAGAGGAAGGAGGGCAUCCCCUGA